Molecule: messenger RNA, 1602 nt
Organism: Coregonus sp. 'balchen'
Lineage: Eukaryota; Metazoa; Chordata; Actinopteri; Salmoniformes; Salmonidae
Source: the annotation of a GenBank genome assembly
AUGUCUAUCUCUGUCCCUCACCAGACUCCCCGGCCGCUGAACAUCAUCAAGCAGAACAACGGCGAGCAGAUCAUCCGCCGGCGCACGCGGAAGCGCCUCAACCCCGACCCUCUGCCCUCCGAACCCGUGGGCUCCAAGCAGCAGAGGGUCAACAGCGAGGAGCGCCUCAACGGCAGUCCCCUGGAGCGCCGGCCAGGAGAGGAUGGGCCAGGCUCGGACGGAGGGCCCGUCCCUCGCGCCGUCCCUCGCAGAGGGGAGCCCCCGAACGACCUGGGCAAGUACGAGGCCUACGGCUCCUCUGGGGCAAAGAGCCACCCCAGCCCCCGCUCCACCCAUGCCUUCCUAGUUAGCCAGACCCUGGAGAUCCACAAGCGAUUGCCUCCUUUGCACAUACACAACAAGAACCCUGCGGAGGGAGGGGCGGAGGGGAACGGGGUGGGCUCGACCGGGGUCCAUCACACGGGCUUGGAGGGGAAGGGCAGCUUGUCCUCCGAGAGGGGUAGCCCCAUCGAGAAGUACAUGCGUCCCUCCAAACAGGCCAGCUACUCGCCACCGGGCAGUCCCAUCGAGAAGUACCAGUACCCGUUCUUAAGCCUGCCCUUCAUCCACAACGACCUGCAGAGCGAGUCCGACUGGAUGCGCUUCUGGACUAAGUACAAGAUGUCUGUUCCGGGCAACCCACAGUACCUAGGUCACAUGCCUGGUCUGCCCAACCCUUGCCAAAGCUUUGUGCCUUACCACACCUUUAACUUACCCCCACACUACCCUCUCACGCCCUCCGCCGGCCCCGAAAGCGACAUCCCUCUUGACCUGGCCAUCAAACAUUCCAAACUGCCCCCCACCGCCAACGGCUCCACCGCCUCUGCCGUUACCGUCAAGGAGAGAAGUAGCAGCGCCGACAAACGGGCCUUGCCCACGGUCCCGGCGGAGAAGGAGGAAGAGAAGCAUAGAGAGCAGCAGGGGAGAAGAGAGGACAAAGUAGAAGAGGGGGCAUCCCCCCAGCCUCCUCCUCCGCUAGACAUUGCAGCCAAGCCGGAGAGGGUGGACCAGGGCACUCAGGAUGAGCUGACCAGUAAGGAGAGGGUGGACCAGGGCACUCAGGAUGAGCUGACCAGUAAGGAGAUGUUGGACCAGGGCACUCAGGAUGAGCUGACCAGUAAGGAGAGGGUGGACCAGGGCACUCAGGAUGAGCUGACCAGUAAGGAGAUGUUGGACCAGGGCACUCAGGAUGAGCUGACCAGUAAGGAGAGGGUGGACCAGGGCACUCAGGAUGAGCUGACCAGUAAGGAGAGGGUGGACCAGGGCACUCAGGAUGAGCUGACCAGUAAGGAGAUGUUGGACCAGGGCACUCAGGAUGAGCUGACCAGUAAGUGCGUCCACUGUGGCAUCCUCUUCCUGGAUGAGGUUAUGCACGCCCUGCACAUGAGCUGCCACGCUGACGCAGGGCCCUUCCAGUGCAGCAUCUGCCUGCACGCCUGCACAGACAAGUAUGACUUCACCACACACAUACAGAGAGGGCUUCACCUGCCAACCGCCGAAGCUGAGACUGAGGCCGAGGCUGAGGCCGAGACAGAGGCCGUUGCUCCAAAGGACUCUGUGUGA